AUGGCCGAAGAUCAGAAUACCACGGACGACUCACAUCGCGUCCCAGAGCUGCCGCUCCUCUCCAAGGUCAGGUACGGCGCUACGGCCUUUGCGAUCCAAAAUCUCUUGGUGAAGCCCGCGCUCUUCGUUCGCGAUGUCAAAGCACAUGUCAUCCCGCCUGAGAACCGUCCAGAGAUCGUGAAGACGUACGAAUGCAGGCCGUACUUACCCGUCAGGGUCUUCUUCCCGAAAUGCUUUGACAAAACGUCCAAAGACAAGCUGCCAGUUCUCUUCACGAUCCAUGGGGGUGGAUUCGUGCUCGGUACGCCAAAUGACAACGACGAUUGGAAUCAGACGUAUGCUUCGCAGCACCACUCAAUUGUCAUUGGUCUCAACUACGCCAAAGCUCCGGGUAACCCGUUCCCCAAGCCGAUUCAUGAUUGCGAGGAGCUCUUCCUCGCCGCGCUCAAUGAUGACUCGCUUCCGUUGGAUCGUACCAGAGUAUCGCUGGCCGGCUGGUCCGCGGGCGGCAACCUGACUCUGGCUGUCGCGCAACUCGAGACAGUCAGGAAGCAUCUCACUUGCAUCGUCCCGUUGUACCCGGCGGCUGAUCUCUCCAUCACGGGAGAAGAGAAGGCCCCGACGCGACAGUACAAGCCUGAGCUCGGAGGCUUCCGUGCAAAGGAGAAGGACUUCUUGCAAGGGAUUGCACCCGUGUUUGACUGGGCUUACAAGAUUCCCGGCGAAGACAGCCGCAACCCGCUACUCAGUCCUACUUUCGCGCCCAAGGAGGCUCUGCCCAAGCAAGUCUUUAUGAUCGGCUGCGAGCUGGAUAUGCUUGCCCAGGAAGGCCAGAGGCUCAUUCACAGGCUUGCGGGUCGUCCGCCUCCACCAGCAAAGGUUGGAAAGCCUGAAGUCGUCGGUGAUGGCGAGCUUGUGCUAGACGACGAAGUUUACCACUUCGAGGUGUCUGGAGCUGACGGAAGCCGCUACCGGUGGCUUCUGGUUCCUGAUACAGUCCAUGGGUUUGAUCAGCACCUGGACGGUAUUGUACGUGAUCCGGUUUUGCUUGAGGAUGCCAAAAUCAAGACGCAAAAGACCAUCAAGAUUAUCGGGGAAUGGAUUCUUCAAGCUCCUCCUAUCAGUGAAGCUUGA
This is a messenger RNA of Colletotrichum abscissum, 1134 nucleotides long. RefSeq lists its product as uncharacterized. The transcript has 2 exons. The coding region runs from base 1 to 1134 and encodes 377 amino acids. NCBI's taxonomy places the organism in Eukaryota, Fungi, Ascomycota, Sordariomycetes, Glomerellales, Glomerellaceae. Gene Ontology annotation, molecular function: hydrolase activity. The record is from RefSeq and is a predicted model, not a curated record.